AUGGAUUCCAUCUAUGCGUGCUCAUCGUGCACGGUUCCUCAACUUCUUGGUCGCGACACUCCGCUGUCGCUGCCGCGAACCUGGAAUUCGAUUGCUACAUCUUCACUUCGGCGAUCAAAGAAGGCGCGGCGUGUGCGGGUUUUGAGCUCCGCCGCGACGAGCGGCGCUGUUUCGAGGGCGCUGCAAGGAGCGAGCAGCACUGCUCUGGAGCAGCUCGACAUCGAGCGAGGCGUCUGCAUCCCUUUCCGCAAAUAUUCGCCCGAGAUCGUGAGGAGUAAGGUAUUAGAAUCAAGAGGAUCCACUUUGUCACUUAUAUUGCGAGGAGUGGAGAUAGUGUGGAAUCUGGGCUUGUACUGGUCUAACUUGGUGUAUGAUUUCCUGGUUGGAAGGGAUGAAGAGGUUGUUCCAUAUCGUGCACGACAGCUGAGGAACCUCUUGUGUGAUUUGGGGCCUUCCUUUAUUAAAGCUGGUCAGGUCCUUGCAAACAGGCCAGAUAUCAUUCGAGAAGAUUAUAUGAAUGAACUUUGCAUCCUUCAAGAUGAUGUUCCUUCAUUUCCCAAUCAAGUAAAGCUUACCACUAUUGCGUUCAGAAUCAUAGAGGAGGAUCUGGGUCAACCUCUUGAAGCAGUUUUCAGCAAAAUCUCAUCAGAGACAAUAGCAGCUGCAAGUUUAGGGCAAGUUUACCGAGCUACAUUACGUGCCACUGGCGAAGAUGUUGCUAUCAAGGUUCAGAGGCCUGGGAUAGAGCCCAUUAUAUAUCGGGAUCUUUUCCUAUUCCGCACCCUAGCUUCAUUCUUAAAUGGCAUUAGUAUGCAGAAACUGGGAUGUAAUGCUGAGCUGAUUGUUGAUGAGUUUGGUGAAAAGCUUCUGGAAGAGCUUGAUUAUACCCUGGAAGCCCGUAAUCUUGAAGACUUUCUUGAGAACUUUAAAAAUGACCCUACUGUCAAAAUUCCUAGGGUUUACAAACAAUUUUCUGGUCCACGUGUGCUGGUAAUGGAAUGGAUUGAUGGUAUCAGGUGCACCAACCCACAGGCUAUCAAAGAAGCUGGUAUUGAUGUAGAUGGAUUUUUAACAAUUGGAGUGAGUGCUGCACUACGACAAUUGUUGGAAUUUGGAUUAUUUCACGGAGACCCUCACCCUGGAAAUAUUUUUGCUAUGCGUGAUGGCCGAAUUGCUUAUGUGGACUUUGGCAAUGUUGCUGUUCUCAGUCAGCAAAAUAAACAGAUUUUAAUUGAUGCUGUUGUUCACGCUGUGAAUGAGGACUAUGCUGAAAUGGCUAAUGAUUUCACUAGAUUAGGUUUCCUGUCACCAGGAACUGAUGUCACACCUAUAAUUCCUGCUUUGGAAGCAAUUUGGCAGAAUUCUGCUGGAAAAGGACUGUCGGAUUUUAAUUUUCGAAGUGUCACUGGGAAGUUUAAUCAGUUGGUUUACAAUUAUCCCAUUCGAAUUCCUGAAAGGUUUUCACUUGUAAUUCGUUCUUUAUUGACCCAAGAAGGCAUCUGUUUUACCCUGAAACCCGACUUCAAAUUUCUUGAGGUUGCCUAUCCUUAUGUGGCUAAGCGACUACUGACUGACCCAAAUCCAGCUCUACGUGAACGCCUCAUACAGGUUCUAUUCAAAGAUGGUCUUUUCCAAUGGAAACGGCUUGAAAACCUUAUUGUUCUUGCGAAGGAAAAUGUGGCCAAGAUGAGUAGCAAUCCGGCAUUGAAAGUGAAAGACACGAAAAUCCAGAGAGAUUGGAAAGUUGAAAGAAAAUUGGACCUCACUGACACAAUCAAAGAUGGAGCUCGCCUUUUCUUUGUUGAUGAAGGAAUACGUAGACAGCUUCUUCUUGCUUUGACUGAGGAUUCAAAGCUUCAUAUUGAAGAGGUUUGUGUUAAUUUUAUGACCCUUUCCACUCCCUUCAAGGUCCACAAUCUUGUGCUGGAUUCUGACUCGUAUUCUCUACAGCUUGUCGAUGUGUAUAGGUUGGUCGAAGAUCAGAUAGACAUACCUUCUGUGGCUGUAGAAGUAGCUAGAGACUUACCAACAGUUGUCAGGGAUCUCCUACUUUCAUGGAGUGAGUCAAUCUUGUAUGGAUAUCAGUCAAAUAUUUUAAUUGUUCAGAUCAUAUCAAACCCAACUCAAGUGUUGGGUAAGGUAAUCAUGGAGGUGGUUCGCGGUGUGGUUCACGGUGCAGAUUGGGGAUGUUUCGCCGAGGGGAGAUCGCAGCAAGAGCAACAGCAACAACACUUGGAACUGAAGCACCAAUCCAUUCCCUUCGUACGAGAUAAGUGUAAAGCGGUGGCAUGGGAGGCACAUACAAAGGCUUAUGCCUUGGCGACCACCAAGGUUGUGCAUUGCUUAACAAGGCUCAUCAGCUCUGAUGGUUGCCAUAGAAAAAGAUGCAUGGAGGAUCUUGAAUUAAAUAUCAACUGGGAUGAUGUAGUCUGUCCUAUAUGUUUGGAUUUUCCUCAUAAUAGUGUUCUUCUCCAGUGUUCAUCCUUUGAUAAUGGAUGUCGUGCUUUUGUCUGUGACACAAAUCAAUUGCACUCUAACUGUUUGGAUCGCUUCAGAAAUUCCUGUGGCGUGCCAUCCUCUCCUACAUCUACUACUGUUUCUGCUGAAAACGCUGAAAAUAGUGAUUCUAAGGAGUCAAAUGAUCAAUGCAAUUUGACUUGUCCCUUGUGUAGAGGUGAGGUUUCUGGGUGGAUUGUCAUUGAUAAAGCUCGCGGUCAUCUUGAUGAGAAGAAGCGCUGUUGUGAUGAGGUGCAAUGUACAUUCAUGGGAAGUUACCUGGAGCUACAAAAACAUGUUCAGCUUGAACAUCCUCAUGCACGCCCCUCAAAAGUUGAUCCUGCCCGCCAACUUGAUUGGGAGAAUUUUCAACAAUCAUCAGAGAUCAUAGAUGUUUUGAGUACUAUUCAUUCAGAAAUUCCUAGAGGGGUGGUUCUAGGAGAUUAUGUGAUUGAAUAUGGGGAUGACGAUGCUAGAGAUGAAUUUGAGGACUUCCCUGGAGAUGAGGGCAACUGGUGGACCUCUUGUAUUCUGUACUUUGAUAACUUCAGACGAUCGAGAAAUAGAAGAAGGGCAAGAGUCAGUCAGACAAGAAGGGGUAAUCGCCGAUUAAGUUAUGAUACUUCAAAUUCUGAUGAAGGUUCCGUAGCAUCUAUGGAGUAUGCAGAUUAUAGAAUAGAAGAGGCUGAUGAUGAUUUUGUUAGUACUAGUGGCUCUGCGAGGGGUAGCAGUGGUGGUUAUCGCAGUUGUAAACUAGAUCCCAUAGACGCCGUUCCCGCUUUAAUGACAAUUAGGUAUGUUUUGACUGCUCAAGAGUUCAUCUUUCUGUUAUUGUUAAAAGACAGUAUGCGAAUUGAAGGAAAGCAAAAGUUCAAGGGACAUGAAAAAACCUGUGAUGUGCCAUGUAAAGAUUACAUUUAG
Molecule: messenger RNA, 3417 nt
Organism: Sphenostylis stenocarpa
Lineage: Eukaryota; Viridiplantae; Streptophyta; Magnoliopsida; Fabales; Fabaceae
Source: the annotation of a GenBank genome assembly